CGGGGGCGGGGGGGGGGGGGGGGGGGGGGGGGGGCAGGGGCGUCGAGGCGGGACGUGUACGUACACAAGUGGGCAGCGCCAGCUGCGCAGCAGCGGGCAGUCAAGGCAGGGAGGGCCCUGCUGCUGCACUUUUGUUAGCCCAUGAGUGUGCAGCAGCAGCACCAGCAGCAGCAGCUGCUGCUGCUGCGGUCCCCGCUGCUGAGUCGCGUGCCUGCCUGGGCUGUUGCCCCUGGCAGCGGGAGGGGGGGUCGCAGCAACAGCAGCAGCAGCAGCAACAGCAGCAGCAACAGCAACAGCAACAGCAGCAGCAGCAGCAGCACAAUUGCACUGCUCCAGAAGCCUGUGGCUGUGGAGCCAAUCACUGCAGCGUCUGGGGAGGAGCUCAGCAGGCAGCUGGGGCUCCGUCUCUGCAGACUCGAGGGGCCCCUUUGCUGCUGCUGCUGCAGCGCGAGAAAGGGGCCCUUAAAGGGAACAUUUUUCGAAUUGAAACUAAUCAGGUCAAUCUUUUCAGGUUUUUGCUGCUAGAUCGAGCAGCAGGGGCCCUCGCGAGGGCGCUGCUGCUGCUGCAGCACACCCCGUUGGGCAGCAGCUCGCGGCUUCUUUGCCUUCUCUAG
Messenger RNA from Eimeria necatrix, 614 nucleotides. RefSeq lists its product as hypothetical. NCBI's taxonomy places the organism in Eukaryota, Apicomplexa, Conoidasida, Eucoccidiorida, Eimeriidae. The record is from RefSeq and is a predicted model, not a curated record. The transcript has 2 exons. The annotation marks the transcript as partial.